AUGGCGAAGUCCAAGAACGCGUCUCAGCACCACAACAGCCAGAAGGCUCACCGUAACGGUAUCAAGAAGCCCAAGACCCACCGUUACCCCUCCCUCAAGGGUGUCGACCCCAAGUUCCGCCGCAACCACAGACACGCCCUUCACGGAACCGCCAAGGCUCUGAAGGAGCGCAAGGAGGGCAAGCGCGAGAUCGCAUAAAUUACUU
Molecule: messenger RNA, 205 nt
Organism: Aspergillus piperis CBS 112811
Lineage: Eukaryota; Fungi; Ascomycota; Eurotiomycetes; Eurotiales; Aspergillaceae
Product: 60S ribosomal protein eL29
Exons: 4
Coding region: 1-198 (65 amino acids)
Biological process (GO): cytoplasmic translation
Cellular component (GO): ribosome; cytosolic large ribosomal subunit
Molecular function (GO): structural constituent of ribosome
Source: RefSeq, a predicted model, not a curated record